Molecule: messenger RNA, 582 nt
Organism: Fraxinus pennsylvanica
Lineage: Eukaryota; Viridiplantae; Streptophyta; Magnoliopsida; Lamiales; Oleaceae
Source: the annotation of a GenBank genome assembly
AUGGUAUGCGAAUUUGCAGUGAGGCUGGGGACUAAAUUUUCUGAAACGGUGAAGGGGAAGUUGACUGUUGGGGCCAAAAUAAUCAAGAAAGGUGGUAGAGAAAACAUUUUCAAGGACAUUUUUUGUGUCAUCAAUGGAGAGAAGCUAUUGAAGGCAUCUCAGUCUUAUUUAUCAACCUCAGCAGGGCCAAUUGCUGGGAUUUUGUUUAUCUCUACAGAAAAGGUUGCAUUCUGCAGUGAAGAUCCAUUACUGUCCAAUCCUCUUCUGAAGCCCUUAUCAAAACUCUUUACAAGUGAGGCUGGGCCUAAAUUUUUUGAAACGGUAAAGGGGAAGUUGAGUGUUGGGGCCAAAAUAAUCAAGAAAGGUGGUAGAGAAAACAUUUUCAAGGACAUUUUUGGUGUCGUCAAUGGAGAGAAGCUAUUGAAGGCAUCUCAGUGCUAUUUAUCAACCUCAGCAGGGCCAAUUGCUGGGAUUCUGUUUAUCUCUACAGAAAAGAUUGCAUUCUGCAGUGAAGAUCCAUUACUGUCCAAUCCUCUUCUGGAGCCCUUAUCAAAACUCUUUACAAGAUUUCUGUUCCCGUGA